AAUUGUUGUCAACAUAUUUUUCAUCACUGACAUACAUUGAACAAACGCAGUCAACGUACCUUUCACCCCUGACAUCAGAUAACAAUGCUCUUACUCUCAUGCACCCUUCUGUUGCUGUCGUCAGCAGUUCUUGCAGCUCCGCGGAUUCCCCCCGAGUGUUCUAGUGAUUGCGAUAGGCCUCCAGGCCCCCAAAUGGCUUUCAUGUUAAGGGGUGGUGUGAAUGGAGGCCCGAAUCAGGGAGUACCUAUAGUACCUAUGAAUGUACCGCUUCUGAUGCUCCCACCCCUUAUGAUGGGCAUGUUCCCCGCUAUGGGCGGUGGCGGUGGCGGUCGAGGGGGCGGCGGUGGUGGAGGACGCGGAGGAGGAGAUCCAAUCAUGGAAGCCAGGCGCCCUAACAAAAUACGGCCCACAAAGGCACAACACAGGCGAAUGAUUGGAAAGCGUGAGGCUGAGGAGGAUUUUGCGGGCAUCCAACGACCUCGAACUAUUGACAAGACUGAACACUAAUGUCCCAAGGUUGAUUACACCAUUCACUAGGAGGCCCUGGGGCUCAGAAGUCAUUAAGGCUGCACAGAGAAGCUGCUUGAGGAAGCGAAGAUAUGAUAAAUUGAAUGACCUGGAAGACAAGAGGAAGGAACCUUGUUAGGGUUAUCUACACUGCCUGUCGUUAUCAGUGAAAAUCUAUGGAUCUAUGGAUAUUCUUUCUCUACUUGGAAUAUAUUGUUCCCUACUUUCUUUAUAUUGCAGUCAUAAUAAAGGAAUCUGUCGGAACAUUAGCUGUCCGGCCGCCGGCCGGAUGACUCG
Colletotrichum destructivum is the source of this 804-nucleotide messenger RNA. RefSeq lists its product as uncharacterized. NCBI's taxonomy places the organism in Eukaryota, Fungi, Ascomycota, Sordariomycetes, Glomerellales, Glomerellaceae. The transcript has 2 exons. The record is from RefSeq and is a predicted model, not a curated record. The coding region runs from base 85 to 507 and encodes 140 amino acids.